GUUUCCACAAGGAGCAAGCCGAGGGGUACACAGCCGCCUGCCCCGAGGAGAAUACAAAGGCGGCGACGGCGGCACCCUCCGGCUCCUCCUCGCGGCCUUCCCCCGCCUCAACAACGGCCUCACGGGCUGCCUGGCACCGGGAGUGUGCCGCCCGCCCUUCCCUUCCCACGGCGCCCGCUCCACGAGCGAGAGCUGCUCGUGAGGGAGGGCCCGGCCUCCCGCGCGCGGGCAGUAACUAGGCAAGCCGAGCGAGGCGGCUUCCUCCGCUCUCUCGCGAGAUCGGGCGAGGUUUCCGGUGUUGUGACUGCGGGGCCGUAAACAUGGCGGUGAGUCUCCGCGCCCGCUCGCUGAGGCACCUCCGCAUUCGAGGCCGGAACGACAGCGGCGAGGAAAACGUCCCCCUCGAUCUCAGCCGAGACCCUUCUGAUAACCUGAGAGAGAUUCUCCAAAAUGUGGCCAAAUUGCAAGGGGUUUCAAAUAUGAGAAAGCUAGGCCACUUGAAUAACUUUACUAAGCUUCUUUGUAAUGCUGGUCAUACUGAAGAAAAGCUAGGUUUUACUUAUGAAAACAUCAUCAUAUGUUUGCGAUUAGCUUUACUGAAUGAAGCAAAAGAGGUGCGAGCGGCAGGGCUGCGAGCCCUUCGAUACCUUAUCCGAGACUCCAGUAUUCUGCAGAAGGUGUUAAAAUUAAAAGUGGAUUACUUGAUAGCCAGGUGCAUUGACAUACAGCAGAGUAAUGAAGUAGAAAGGACACAAGCACUUCGUUUAGUCAGGAAGAUGAUCACUGUGAAUGCUUCAUUAUUUCCUAGUUCGGUUACCAAUUCCUUGAUAGCUGUUGGAAAUGACGGCCUUCAGGAGAGGGACAGGAUGGUUCGAGCAUGCAUUGCAAUUAUCUGUGAACUAGCAAUUCAGAAUCCAGAAGUAGUUGCACUUCGAGGUGGUCUAAGUACCAUUUUGAAAAAUGUGAUUGACUGCCAGUUAAGCCGUAUAAAUGAAGCUCUUAUAACGACCGUCUUGCAUCUUCUCAAUCAUCCAAAGACUCGACAGUAUGUGCGUGCAGAUGUAGAAUUAGAGCGGAUAUUAGCGCCCUACACAGACUUUCACUACAGGCACAAUCCAGAUACUGCAGAAGGACAGCAGAAGGAGGACCGAGAAGCACGGCUGUCUGCUAGUAAAAUGGGAAUUGUUGCAGCAUUUCGAUCGUGGGCAGGCAUUAUUAGUUUAUGCAAGCCUGGAAAUUCCGGGAUCCAAUCUCUCAUUGGAGUGCUGUGUAUACCUAAUAUGGAAAUAAGGCGAGGACUGCUUGAAGUUCUUUAUGAUAUAUUUCGCCUUCCUCUUCCUAUCGUGACAGAAGAAUUUAUAGAAGCACUUCUCAGUGUAGAUCCAAGCAGGUUUCAAGAUAGUUGGAGACUUUCUGAUGGUUUUGUAGCUGCAGAAGCUAAAGUUAUAUUACCUCACCGAGCCAGAUCAAGGCCUGACCUCAUGGACAACUACUUGGCGCUGGUUCUCUCUGCUUUCAUUAGAAAUGGACUCUUAGAAGGUCUAGUUGAAGUAAUCACAAGCAGCGAUGACCAUGUAUCCGUCAGAGCAACAAUCUUACUUGGGGAACUUUUGCAUAUGGCAAACACCAUUCUUCCUCAUUGUCAUAGCCAUCACUUACACUGCUUACCAACUUUAAUGAACAUGGCAGCUUCUUUUGACAUCGCAAAGGAGAAGAGACAACGGGCCAGCGCUGCACUAAAUUGUCUAAAACGCUUUCAUGAAAUGAAGAAACGAGGACCGAAACCUUAUAGCCUUCAUCUAGAUCACAUUGUUCAGAAAGCCAUGUCAACACAUCAGCGAAGGGAUCAGUAUCGUGUGCAGAAAGACAUCUUUAUUCUAAAGGAUACCGAUGAAGCACUGUUAAUUAAUCUAAGAGACAGCCAAGUUCUUCAUCACAAAGAGAAUCUUGAGUGGAAUUGGAAUCUGAUAGGGACCAUACUAAAGUGGCCAAAUAUCAGCGUAAAGUUCAACAAAGAUGAACAGUGGAACAGAUUUAUACGGCGACUGAUGUAUUUUUACAAGCCUAGCAGCAAAUUGUAUGCCAACCUGGAUCUGGAUUACGCAAAGGCCAAACAGCUCACAGUUGUAGGUUGCCAGUUAACUGAGUAUCUCCUUGAAUCUGAAGAGGAAGGAAGACAGGAAGGAAAGAAGGAAGGAAGGCAGGUGCAACAAAAGCAGGAUGGACAUGGUUACCUCGAAGAGUUAGUGAAAGAUAUUGUACACUGGCUCAAUUCUUCUUCUGGACUGAAACCAGAACGCAGCCUCCAGAACAAUGGGUUACUUAACACUCUUAGUCAGCACUACUUCUUGUUUUUUGGUACGCUCUCCUGUCAACCCCACGGAGUGAAAAUGCUUGAAAAGUGUAACGUGUUUCAGUGUCUUCUUAAUCUUUGCUCCUUGAAGAACCAGGAUCACUUACUCAAACUGACUGUUUCUAGUUUGGACUACAGCAGAGAUGGAUUAGCAAGAGUCAUUCUUUCCAAAAUCCUAACGGCAUCUACAGAUAGCUGUAGGCUAUAUGCCACAAAACACUUACGAGUACUGCUGAGAGCCAACGUAGAGUUCUUCAGCAACUGGGGAAUCGAGUUACUGGUCACCCAGCUCCAUGACAAGAAUAAAGCCAUUUCUUCUGAAGCACUUGAUAUCCUCGAUGAGGCAUGUGAAGACAAGGCAAAUCUUCAUGCUCUUAUUCAGAUGAAACCAGCGUUGUCUCAUCUUGGAGACAAGGGCUUGCUUCUGCUCUUAAGGUUCCUGUCAAUCCCCAAAGGGUUUUCCUAUCUAAACGAACGAGGCUAUGUGACAAAACAAAUGGAGAAAUGGCAGAAGGAGUACAACUUAAAGUAUGUCGAUUUGAUAGAAGAGCAACUCAAUGAAGCACUUACCACAUACCGCAAACCUGUUGAUGGCGAUAACUAUGUUCGCCGGAGCAACCAAAGAUUACAGCGGCCACAUGUCUAUCUGCCGGUUCACCUCUAUGGACAACUGGUACACCACAAAACAGGCUGCCAUUUGUUGGAAGCUCAGAGUAUUGUUCCUGACCUGAGUUACACUGUUCGUUCCCCCAUGCUGGAUAAAUGGGAAGGGAUUAAGCAGCUGAAGGCAGCUCUCUGGGCUCUGGGUAAUAUUGGAUCUUCAAACUGGGGUCUGAAUUUGCUUCAAGAAGAAAAUGUCAUCCCUGAUAUAUUGGCACUUGCCCAGCAUUGUGAAGUCCUAUCUAUUAGAGGGACGUGUGUCUAUGUGCUUGGCCUGAUCGCCAAAACAAAACAAGGUUGUGACAUUCUGAAGCAUCACAACUGGGAUGCAGUGAGACACAGUCGUAGGCAGCCUUGGCCAGUCGUCCCCGAUGACAUGGAGCAACUCUGCAACGAACUCUCCUCUAUUCCCAGCACGCUCAGUUUGAACUCUGAAUCUACCAGUUCAAGGCACAACAGUGAAAGUGAAUCUGCACCGUCAAGUAUGUUUAUUUUGGAAGAUGACAGGGUUGGCAGCACCUCUACCAGCACGUUUUUCCUAGAUAUAUCUGAAGAUGCAGAACAGAAUUUCUGCGACCGAUCUGGACCCUUGAAAGAUAAGGAUCGCAAUCCCUUCCCCUUCUUCACUUCAAGCAGGCUUGUGAAGAACCGCAUUUUAAAUUCUCUAACCUUACCUAAUAAAAAACAUAGGAGUAGCAGUGAUCCUAAAGGUGGCAAACUAUCUUCUUCAGAGAGCAAGAUGGGUUUGAGGCGAAAUCGUACCGUAACUGAGCCUUCCAGCAGCAUGGAUUUUACACGAGGCGAGGACUUCACCCCUAUGUUCCGGGUGCCUAAAAUCCACACUCUGAAACUAGAGACGUCGUUUGUCGGGAGCAGACACAGCGAAGAUGCAGAUAGCACUCCAAGUAUAGGCGAAAAUGACCUCAAGCUUCCCAAAAGCCUCGGCCACGAAAACCACCGGGAAAAUGCCAGCCGGGAAAGACUGAUAGGAGAGGUUUCUACGCAGACUCACUUCAAAAGCCGCAGCUUGAGUUUCAAUACGGAUACCACCACGAGUGGCAUAAGUUCAAUGAGUUCGAGCCCUUCGCGGGAGACUGUGGGAGUGGACACUACAAACGUAGACACGGACAGUGGGAGUUUAAGUACUGUGGUGAGUACCAAGACAGUUAAAACAAUCCAGUGCUCAACCCCACAGCCUAACCACCUCCCCCUCUCAAAAUCAAAUUCUGUCUCCCUGGUACCGCCAGGGUCCUCGCACACCCUUCCUCGGAGAGCACAGUCACUUAAAGCUCCUUCGCUCGCCACAAUAAAAAGCCUGGCUGACUAUAACUUCAGCUACACCAGUUCGCGAGAUGCCUUUGGGUAUGCAACACUCAAACGCUUGCAGCAGCAAAGGAUGCACCCCUCUUUGUCCCAUUCGGAAGCUCUGGCAUCUCCAGCAAAGGAUGUGCUCUUCACAGACACAAUUACUAUGAAGUCUGGUAGUCUAGACUCUCGACUGACACCAAACAGGUUCAUGAGAGCUUUAAGUUAUGCAUCAUCUUUAGAUAAAGAGGAUUUAUUAAGCCCUAUUAACCAAAACACACUGCAGCGUUCUUCUUCUGUUCGUUCCAUGGUGUCUAAUGCUACGUACGGAAGUUCAGAUGAUUACAUUGGGCUCGCUCUCCCAGUUGAUAUCAAUGAAAUAUUUCAGGUAAAGGAAACUCCUUAUUUCCAGAAGAAGACCAUGCCUUCACUUGACGAACGAGGCGCUAAAGUCUUUCCCCAAGAUGCUGGAGCCUCUCCAGGUGUGCCGAGUGGUUCUUCCGAGAUGGUGAAGAGUCCCUUCCAGAUGCUUCGCCAGCAGAUCAGUCUUACAGAGAUAAUGAACACUAGCCGCUCGGAUGCUUCUCAGUUCCUUGAAAGCAUGGAAGACACGGGGCUCCAAGAGCACACGGAAGAGAAUUGCCUUUAUUGUGUCUGCACGCACAUUUUGGGCUACCAGCAAAACAAAGUGAAUCCUUCCUAUAGUCACACUGAAUUUUCAGACAUUCCUUAUUCUGACUGGUGUGGAAAGCCCAUGCACAAUCACUUGGAUGUGGUCCCCCAUUCCUCAAAGUUUUCUGGGAUUUCGGGAUGCAGCGAUGCUGUAUCUCAUGGCUCAACCAGUAGCACCAAGAGUACGGAUAUCGUGAUAGGUGUAAAGUCAAUCCCAGAUGAUACCCCUGUAUGCCGCAUACUACUGAGAAAGGAAGUCUUGCGAUUAGUGAUCAACUUGAGCAGUUCAGUAGGAACUAAAGGACAUGAAACAGGUCUCUUGACAAUUAAAGAGAAGUUUCCCCAAGCAUUCGAUGACAUAUGCCUUUACUCUGAAGUGUCCUACUUGCUAGCGCACUGUACAUUUCGAUUACCAUCCCGAAGGUUCAUACAAGAGCUCUUUCAAGAUGUCCAGUUUUUACAAAUGCACGAAGAAGCAGAAGCCGUACUAGCAACAAAUCAGCAAACAGCUAACCCAUCGGCUGAAUCCUGACCCCUUGCUUUUUGUGGUGUGGCUAAAUAUGAAGUCGUCGGUAGCCUCGGAUAAGAACGUCUAAUUGACUGGGCAAAGAGAAGAGAAGCAUUCUGGGUACAAGUAACAGAACCUCUCCUCCAUGGAACUUGCUUUCCCAUCCAUCCAUCUGAGCCCUAUGGGAAUUGUUAAAACAAUGAAAGUAGCAAUUCCCAAGAUAUGCAAGGAGAACGAAGCACUGAACACUUGCACAGGUUUUCAUUUCACUUAUUUUGAAACGCAGCAUCGUAAUAAUAGAGGACAGCGUGCAGGGACGUGUUGUACAUGGUUGGGGUUUUUUUUACUUCCGUUCAGGACAGAGAGUGAUGCCUUUUAAACCCUGGAUCUCGGAGCAUCUAAGGCUCUAUCUCCAUUGUCACCAAUGGAGCUGCUCAAACUGUGGACGUCAGGGGAUUAAUGAUGGCUUUCUGUGAUAUUUUUCCUAAUCUUUGUGAAACACUACUUGGAGAAUUUCUGAUCUCUGAGAGAGGAAGAGAAUCCUUAGUAACUUGGGGUAGUCUUAAGUUAUUUUAUUGUUAAAACAGCAAAAAUCCUUAUUUGUCUUAGCAGUCGGUCUAGUUUUGUUGCAGUUACAUGUCAUAAUGUGUUAACUGAACCAGUUAAGGAACUUCACUACAGUUUGAUUUUAAAAAAAAAAGAAGAACAAAUCACUUCUCAGACCCCUGGGAUCAGAAUUUCCCUGUACAUAUAAUAAUGCAUGUUGUUCGGUCGGGUUUUCUACAUUAAUGCUCAUCUAGUAUGUAAAUUGUCUAAAUGUAAACCUUUUAACAAGCAUGACUUCCAUCAAAUAAGGGUGCAUACUUUAUCAAGAAAAACUAGGAAAUAUCUACCCAUUGCUGCUUUUGAUCAGGAAAGAGGCAAGGGGGAAAAAAAACACCACAUUCCAUGUCUUUCAUUUUUCUCCUUACCACUUAGCUUUGAUUAUACACGUGAAAGGUUAAUUGCAAGAUAAUACCACUAAUGGUAGUGAAAAGCCUUAGAGGUGCAAUGCAGAAAUGAACACUCCUUCGCUUUAAUCCAUUGUUCUUUCACAGAUCCUUUGCACAGAUGAUAUGAUGGUGACAAUAUAUAGGUCAGUUCUCCCCACACCCUUAGAGCGAUUCCUAAAUUUCUAGAAGUGCAGACUUGAAACGCGUGCAUCUUGUCCCCAGAACCGAAAGCCCCCCCUAGAAUCAAAUAACUUGAUAUAUGCAAACCUGUACAUACAAAUGCCCAACCACUUUCAUUACAAAAGACUGACUGUAGUGGAUUGAGGUUACUCUGUAAUUUCUUGUGUAUGAAAAUAGUACAGCGGGACUGUACUGGCAAUCAUAUUAUGUCUAUCCAUCCCCCCCCCCAUUAAACAAAUUCAAAGAUUUGCUUAUCAAGGUGUAAUUAGCUCAGUUUUGCAUAUUUCUUACCGCAGCUUAAUCAGUGUGCUAAUUCUUUUUGUGGUAGGAUUUUGUUCCACGUUAUAGAACGUUAAGGAUAUAAGGAUAUUUGAAUUUUUCAUUACGCAAUCCACUCUUGGUUAGGUUACCUCCACUGCCAUUCCAAAAAAAUGGUUUUGCUCCACAACACAGGGAAGACUGCAAAAGUUAAAAGGCCAAACCACCUCUAAGAGUUCUGCUUUCCUUAGUAGGAGACUGGCAAGUGCUUACAGCCGACAUCUUUUUGUCAAGCUCCUUUUUGCAGUUCCUCGUGAGCCCUUCUUUCGCUUAGGCUCCUUGCCCUUCCUGUACAGGGCAGAUGGAAGAACGAGCAGUUCUUGACCUCUGGAAGUUUUGGAUACACAGCACCCGAAUCCGCUUCUUUUUUAUUCUCCUCCCACCUUCACCACGGUGGCUCCUCUGAGAGCGUCUUCCCCAUCGCACUAUGGCUUAAUUUUGCCAAAGCCUCUUUCUCCUGGCUCGAUGAGCUCAGAGUUCAUCUCUAGCUUCCGUGUUUUCCUUGCAUUGUCUACACUGCCAUUCUAACCUGCCAUUGGGGAACAAAUAAUUUUAAAGGAACAGGAGUUGUCUUGGUGGCGUGCUCAUUUUCACUUCUUCUGACUCGAUGAUGACUUUGGUUCCAAGGAAUGCGACACUGGGUGGGGUUGCGGGGCAUGUAGAGGUUUUGAGACCUUCUUUCACAUACGAUGAUGGCAGUGAGGGGGAGGUUGGUGGUGGGAAUAAGAAUACGUUACCAGGUUUUUGAAGUUACUUUCCCCCCAUUUGUUGCCUUUGGAAGUUGUUAACUGGAAGGUGACAGGAAGGAGCAGAGGGCCUGUAGAGGCAGUUGUUACCUCCCACCCUUAACCAGACGUCUUAUUUUCCUUGAGCUGUAGAGGAAUGUUUGGAGUGGCAGUGGAGGUUCCUUCUAGGAGUUGGCCAUUUCCCCCUUCCUAUAGUAUUACUUGUUAAAACUGUUUUCAUCGGGUCAUGUGGCCUUCCCUAUAAUUUAAUCGGUAGAACCCUUUUAGGCCUAUGUAAAUGGAGGGUUCCCAGCAAAAUUAGUUCCCUCAGUUUUUUUUUCCCCAUUUCCAUCAGAGCUCUUUGGAGAUUUGGGUGGGGGGCUUCAGCUGAAUUAAUGUCUACCUAUUAACCACAUGGAAUCCAUUAAUCUUAUCCGCCAGUAUUUACAGAUAUAUCGUUUGGACUUAAAUACAACUCCUUUGCAAAACCAAAAUGCUAGCUACAGUAGACCAAAUAGUGGUGUAAACCCCAAAGGAGUGAUGUAGUACUCACGGUUAAAACAGGACAAAAAAAACCCCUGAUCUAAUACAGUAGUAGUGAACACUACCUCAGUUAGGAUAGAGUAAUUAAGACCUAUAGAUUGCUGACUCCAGCUGGAGUUAAUUCAUGAACUCUAGUUUACAUUUCUGCUUCCAAGACAAAAGGUAGCUGAGGCUUUAAAAUAAUAAUAAUAAUAAUAAUAAAUCUAUAUUUAACAAAAUAAAUUGUUCAGGUGGUUAGGCUUUCCAACCCAGCUCUUAAAGAAAGGACAUGAAAAAUGAAUAGGGAAAAUUAAACAGUAAACUUGGAUUGCAGCAUCUACACCCAGAAAAUUCACCACUACCUUUUUUUAAGUGCAAAGAACUCUGACUUCCAUCCUGACCAUCACCAAGAAAACUGCAAAGUAACAUCAAGUAAAUUUUUCAAGUACAUUUAAGGAAAGAAAACAUAUUUCCGUAAGUGUCGAGGAUGUAAUAAUGUCAGUACUGAGUGUUUCAUAUAUGAUACCUUGUGUUUACUUUAAUUUGUCAAUUAAUUUGAUGUGGCAGAAUAUAUUCUGGAGUGUAACACAAUGGGUUUUCAUUGAAAAGCUGUGUUUUGAAUCAAGUACUCCUUGGCCAGUCACAGUAGCAUCUCAUUCGGUUGUGUACUUGGAUGACCUUUAAUCCAUCAAGCCAAAUGCAAAAGCCCUGAAUUUGAGGCUGUUUGACAACCUCAUGAGUCUCAGAGAUACAGAAAAAUCAGAGGGCGGCUGUAUAUACCUGGUCGGUUGCAUUUGGCUUGGAGGAUCACAAAUUCUACAGGGUAGCCUUAGGUGCUCCUGCACAGGAAUUGGGCACCAAGCCAAAACCAUAGGAAACGUUCCCAGAAAAGGAAAAUACGAUGGCUCUUGGGGAAACUCUCAGCAUCGCAGUUUGAAUUAUGUGGGUGGUGUGGACCCCUAAUACUAUGUCCCACUGUUGCUUUUGCAGAGGGGUGGGAACUGCGGGCUUGGCUCAGUGACUUCUGAGAGAUCAGUGCAUCCGAUCCCUGUAGAAAUCCUUCUGCUAAUGAUCCCCCUUCUGACCUUGUGAGGUACGUCACAAAGGAGAUUCUAAGUGCUUCAGAAUGGACCCUUACAGUGCAUGGGGGACUUGUUUAGAUGCAUCUAUCUCACUCUCGUGCACAUACACUGUCCUGCCCUACUUACUGCAGUAAAAGUUGGACAGAAGGGAUUUUAAACAAAGAUCCCAAACUUCUCCAGGUCUUUUAGAGGGAAAGGGGAGCAUGUAGUAUUCUAAAAAGCUGCAUUUGAGAGAACACUUUGAAUUGACAUCCUUUUUCUGCUUUUGUUCAGUGCAUUCCAAAUAUAAUUCUGUAGGAAUUUUGUUUUCCCCACGGCAGAUAAGUUAAGGAUUAGAUAUUGGCUGUGACGCAGACUGUUAGAUCUGAGUACCUCAGGCUCAACACCUCCAUUAAUACAUAUGGCAGCAGCCUGAUUAUAUGAUAGGCAUAGAAAACCUUUAGCCGUUACUAAUUCUCUAUGUCUUUAAGAGCUCUGAUCAUCAGACAAAGAAGUGUUAGCCCCUUGCAAUAUAGGCUUGGAUUCCGAAUUGGUCCUCUGCUCACAUAAGCAGGGUGAUUUCUGCCAAUUCCCUCUCCAUUUGCCAAUGGCUCUCCCUUCUAGUCCCAAAGGCCCCUCCAACUCCCAGGAUCAUAUUUUUUGAAGGGGCAAAGGGAAGGCAGGAAAGCUCAGAUCUUUGAACUCAGUCCACAAAAGAUCCAAGUCAUAUUGUCAGAUGUGUGUCGAAAGGCCCAUCAGUCCUAAAAAGACCUUGUUCAUUAUAUCCGCCAUAUGGGCUGCUGCUAAUUAGGCACCGUCAGUUUCCAUUCCUCUAGAAUAUUUUCAGUAUUCUACAAAAUGGGUUGACACGUUCAGAAGUUUGCUUUCUCCGACACAUUCUAGAAUACUUGCCAGGCGGCAGAGAAUGUCCUUCAGUAACUCUUCGAAUAGCAGUAUAAGGAAGAAAUAAGAUUCUGGAAGCAUUUUGGUGGCAGCUCAGCUGCUUGCGUUUCUGGCAGCAUUCUCUAUAUAAAGAUUUUGCAAAGCUGAUGCCCCAGUUGUGAAGUGAAUGUAAGUUUCAGAGGGCAUGGGGUCCGACCCAAAGAGAGGCACUUCUAAAUUUAGGGCUUAACUCUGGCUCAAUAUUGCCUUAAACAUAUUGAUCCUUUUUCUUUUUCUUUUUUGCUUUUAAUAGGAAAAAAACCCUCUUAUUUUGAGAUUGCCUUCUGUAACAAUCCUUGUUACCAUACCCUUCCGCUUGCCCUCCUGUGCAGAAAAAUGUGACAGUGCGGAUAGGCAUGUGUUUUCCAGUUAAAUGUACCUCACUAUUAAAUGCUGGCUAGUGGUGAUGGGAACAUGUUAGAAUCCCUACUAGAAAUUUUCCUUUUCUAGAAAUGGCAAUAGCCCUGUCUUUGUUUUUUUGUUUUGUUUUUUAGACUUCUCAGCGCAAACAUCCAGAUUUGCUAUGUAAUUAUCAUUUUUUAAUUCAGUCAAGAAUGUGGUUUUUAUUUGGAUUUUUUUCUUUUGUAAAAUAGUUGGAUAGCGACGCCACAGCAUGCAGAAAUUGCACUUUUUUUGCUUGACCUGCUUGUAUAAAAUAGACACUAUUUAAUUUGAAAAAAAUGUAAUUUAUGCCAAAAAAAGAAGAGGAGCAAGAGAACUUGCCAUUCUGCCACUGCAUAGGUUAGAUUAGCACAAAACGCAAGAAGUUUUGAGGGGGGGGCCAGUAUUUUGUAGGUGUAAUUUGUGGGUGGGGGGGCGGGGAGAUGUGCUUGAAUAGUGGCUGCCAAUAACCCAAACUAUGUGUGAUGUUAGAGAUUAUGUAAAUUAAUCAUUCUGAGGAGUGUGAGAAGAGUGUAUGAAAAACUUCAAAGCUCAUUGUCUCCACCCCAUGUGGUCAUAUUUCCUCUUUUUUUUUUCAGUUGACAAGCUGCUACAUAUUUGGAAGUUAUAUUGUUUGUAGGUCACUGAAUGGACAUUGAAAUCUGAUUUAUAUUGUAUACCUGUAACAUAGAAAGAAAGAAAAAGUAUUUAUAUAUUUUCUGUAUGAAUAUUUCAUUGAGCUGUGUAUAAUUUUGAAGAGGCUUUGUCCCCAAUUGGAUCUGCCCAUCUGGAUUCUUGAUCUCUUUUUUGUUUCUCUUUCCUUUUUUGGAGUUUUGUUUUGUUUUGUUUUGUACAGUGUGUACAGUUCACAUCUAUGAACAUUAAAAGCCUCCUGAAGCAUUAUCUUAUCAAAGGGAUGCAUUGUUAAUAAAAUGGACUUUGAACUUGC
Messenger RNA from Podarcis muralis (Common wall lizard), 11568 nucleotides. It is a transcript of the gene RICTOR, whose product is annotated as RPTOR independent companion of MTOR complex 2. Gene Ontology annotation, molecular function: protein serine/threonine kinase activator activity. NCBI's taxonomy places the organism in Eukaryota, Metazoa, Chordata, Lepidosauria, Squamata, Lacertidae. Gene Ontology annotation, cellular component: TORC2 complex. Gene Ontology annotation, biological process: positive regulation of phosphatidylinositol 3-kinase/protein kinase B signal transduction; TORC2 signaling. The record is from RefSeq and is a predicted model, not a curated record.